AUGGCGAUGAAGCUCGCCCAGGGCUCUCGCAGACCACAGCAACCACGGGCGCCAUGCAUCAAGGCCAAGACAUUUUACAUGGUGAUGGUAGUCGGUGAGGAGGAGACCGCUCGUGGGCGACCCCCGCACCUCCCUCCUCCUCUCGACAUGGGUGGAGGCCCCAGUGGCCCCGACGCAGUGGUGGUGUCAGAUGGUGGCCCCUGCCACUCUGCCUGUGCCAUCCCGGCGUCGGAUGAGGCCCCAAUGACCUGCCGGCUCGCUCAGAAGCGCACGCCCAGAUCCUCGAUCCGUCGCCCGCUACCUCGGGUUCUCGGCGGCGCGCGCCCUCCCUCUUCUUGCCGCCACCUUUCUCAUUGUUCCAUGUCGGCCAUCGCCUGCACCUUUGUUGAGAUGACGCAAAGAUUGGGCCAGGUGCAGGCCAAUGCAGCAGGUGUUCACUCUGAAGACGCCCCAACUUGUUCAAACAUGAUUACAGAGUAUGAUGAUUUUACAUGGAAGACUAGUUUUGUUAGACCCAUGCAAUCAGAAGUUGUCAAUGCUCUCCGUAGAGGUGACCGGCAGCGAGCAUCGUUGAUUCUUUCGAACUUUCAUCACACCAAGGAAGCACUGACCAAGGAAGAUUUUUCUUAUAUAUUGGAGUAUUGUGCAGAGGCACCUGAUCCUUUGUUUGUUAUGGAAACUUUGGAACUCAUGGAGGAGAAGGCCAUUGGCAUGAGUAAAAGUAUCUACAGAUAUGUCAUUAGAGCUCUGAGCAGAGGGGGAUAUGAGAAGGAGGCACUUCACUGGCUGGCUCUUCUUGGGGAGAAAGAAAGCACUCAUGCCACUAUACCGAUUUUUAAUAUCUUUCUAAAUGCCUGUGGAAGUAGAGAAAAUCUGAAGGAUGCUGAAUGCUGUCUUGAGAUACUGGAAAAUCUUUUUCUUGGGAAGUCUGAAAUAACAUACUGUGAGCUUUUGAAGCUUCGCUUAUUAGUUUGUUUUGUGUUUUUAGCUUGCAGUGUUACAGGAAAUUUGCCUGCAACUUAUGAUAUCUGGAAGGACUGCUGUAGAUCUCACCCUGCCAUCAUGUCAAGGGAAGCUGGCUACUGGCUUAACAUUUGGUUGAUGCUCAGCCUGAGCUAUUUGAGGAGAAAACUCGGUCAGUUUAACAACUGUCAGUUAGCUGAGCAUUUAUUUACAGAGAUGCAAAAAAUUGGAUUGCAACCAUCAAAUUUUACAUAUGACGGCUUUGUUAAGACUGUGAUAGCUGGGAAAGGAAUUGCAUAUGCCAACAAAGUGAUUAAAGCCAUGGAGAGAAGGGGCAUUGGACUUUACAGUGAUACACUUGCUGCUCUCUCAGUAGGUCAUAGCAAUAGUUCACAGUUGGAUUUGGCUGAGGAACUUUUGGAAAGAAUUUCAGAGAUAAAACCAAAGCAUCUUCAUGCCUUUAAUGCUUUGCUUUCUGGAUGUGCGAUUAUGCCAACUCUCAGGACAUAUGAACUUUUGUUUUCUCUGUUUGGAAAUGUAAAUGUCCCUUAUGAAGAAGGAAAUGUGCUCUCUCAUGUUGAUGUUUCCAAAAGGAUAAGUAUCAUUGAGAUGGACAUGUUUAACAAUGGAAUCCAACACAGCUUUGUGUCUAUGAAGAACUUGAUACGAGCUUUUGGAUCUGAGGGGAUGAUAGAGGAAAUGCUGAGGUACCUGAAUAUAGCAGAAAAUAUUUUGUGGAACAUAAAUCCUUAUCAGAAGAGUGAUCUAUACAGCAUUGCGUUGCAUGCUCUGGUUGAUGCGAAGGAAACUCACAGAGCAGUAAUUAUCUUCAAAAUCAUGAGAUCAUGCAGCCUUCCAACUAAUAUUUCAAUUUAUAAUACCAUGAUAGAGUGCUGCAAAUGGUUGCCAUGUUUCAGAUCAGCUAGUGCUUUGCUGUCUUUGAUGCUCCGAGAUGGCUUCAAUCCUAAGGUUGUGACUUUUACAUCACUCCUGAAGGUUGUAUUAGCAAAUAAUAAUUUUGAAGGGACUCUGGAUCUGCUUGAUAUAUGCAAGAUUGAAGGACUUCAGCCUGACAUACAGAUUUUCAACACAGUACUCUCACGUGCAUAUGCUAGAGGUCAAAUUCAUGUCCUUGAAUAUAUUGUGGAGUGUAUACACCGAGCAAAAAUCCAACCUGACCCAUCAACACUUUGGUACACAUUUUGUGCCUACGAGGAGCAUGAACUGUACAAUACUGCAAUUGCGGCAUUGCUAGUCCUCAGCAUGAGAAUGAUAUCUGAGGAUGUCAGCAUUCUUAGUGAGAAAAGAAUUGUUUUUGAAGAUCUAAUCCUCAGUGAAGAGCCUGAUGCUGAAUUAAGGAUCAUAAGGGCAUUCCAAGCUGGUGAAGAAUUUCUCGCGACGGCUUUACUGAACCUAAGAUGGUGUGCCACAAUGGGUGCCACCAUAUCUUGGUCACCAGAGGAGAGUCUUUGGGCAAGGAGGCUGGCAUCCUCGUAUGAUGCUAACAAGGGACCACAUAUAAACCCCUCGGAUGUUCCCAAAUCUUGGUGA
This is a messenger RNA of Miscanthus lutarioriparius, 2514 nucleotides long. The record is from the annotation of a GenBank genome assembly. NCBI's taxonomy places the organism in Eukaryota, Viridiplantae, Streptophyta, Magnoliopsida, Poales, Poaceae.